CUGGGUUUGGUUGAGAAAACUUCAGAGUAAUUUAGAGAGAGAGAGAGAGAUGGGUUGUGUUGCUUUGACUUCUCUCAUGGCGACAAUUGAGCUCGAUUUUCUGCAAUCCAUUCCGAGGGUAUCCCUAGAUGAUGAAUUACCAAUGAAAUUCUUUGAAAAGCUUUUAUCUUUGCAAGCUUUUCUGCAGCAGAAAUCCAUGGGUAGUGGUGCUGCGAUCCAAGAGUUGGAAAUCAAGAUCAGAGACUUCGCACUGGAUGCCGAAGAUCACAUCGAAAUACAACUCAGCAACUUCAUUCUGGCCAAGAACGGAGAUGAUCAAGAAACAGCUGCACAACAACUCCAUCAAACCUUGCUAGAAGCAGCAGAAAACGCAGCUGACUUGCUGAAAAUCAGCAACGAAUCUGAUGAUGAUGAGGCCAAUGAAUGUCAAUCACUGAUUCCUUGGUUGUCGGAUGGAUCCUUGCGGCGGCAGCCUCCAAAGCUGGAGGGCAGAAUGGUGGGUCGUCGCCAUGAUUACUUACUGGUGAAGAACCAACUCCUCUAUAGCGAUCAACGAAGAGUAAUCCUAAUUGUGGGGAUGAAUGGUAUUGGAAAGACAACUUUAGCUGCAAGCGUCUAUGAAGAUUCAUCAGUUGCAUCGCACUUUGAUGUACGAGCUUGGAUUACUAUGUCUGGGGAAUACAACAUGAGGCAAGCGCUACACGACCUUCUUUCGACACUAGCAGCAGAGCCGAAUGAAACUAAAAUGAGAAGAACUCCUCCUGUUGAUGAUGAUGAUCUACUAGCUAAGCAGGUAUCCAAAUGCUUGAAAGGUAAGAGAUAUUUUAUUGUUUUGGAUAACCUAUGGAACAAUCGAGUUUGGGAAGAUAUCCAAGGAUAUUUUCCAAAUGAUAGUAAUGGAAGUCGUAUAGUGCUAACCACUACGCACUUUGAUCAGGGUUCCUACACUUCACUUGAUUGUAUCCAUAACAUGGCUUUGCUAGAUUCAAAGGAAAGUUGGGAUUUAUUUUGUAGUAAUCCUUUUAUUGAAAAACAUAUGGCACCUAAAUUUGAAAAAAUUAGGAGCCACAUUUUGGAGAAAUGUGAAGGAUUACCAUUGUCAAUUGUUACAGUGGCACAACGUUUGUCUAAAGGCAACAACAUACAACAAGAAUGGAAGAAGGUUGAGAAGGAACUAGAGUUGUUAGGAUUUUUAGAUAGUUGGGCACUUACUAUUAGGUACAAUCAAUUGCCACAACAUUUGAAAGUCUGCUUUCUCUAUUUUGGUGUGUUCCCAAAAGGUAAUGUAAUCCGUGUCAAACAGCUUGUUAGGUUAUGGAUCGCCGAGGGAAUUUUAAAUCCAUUUGGAAAUGAAGGUCUUGAAAGUCAAGCUUAUGAGUACUUACGGGAGCUUAUUGAUAGAAGUCUUGUCUUAAUUGAAAAAUGGAGUUCUGAUGGGAAACUUAAGAGUUGUAAGAUGCAUAGUGCCUUGCAUAGCUUUUGUGUAAGAGAAGCUCAGAAGAAUAACAUUUUUUGUGCGGUAAAUACUCAGCAAUAUCCACAAGGGUCAUUUAACAUGUUUGCAAAUUCAUGCCGCUGGUUAAGUUUAUACAAACAUAGUUUUGACUAUUAUGUGUUGUUUAGAAUAAACACCCCUCGCUCCAUUUUCUUCUUUCAAAAAGAUGAUGAAAUAUCUGUACCUUUCAAGUUGUUAAGAGUUUUGGCUUCUGCUCCAUCUUCAUUUUUCCAAAGAGUGCCAACACAAUUACAAGACUUAAUUUUUUUGAGAUACCUAUCCGUAAAAGAAUGGUUUAAGGGUCUAGAUUAUAUUGUGUCAGCUAAUAGAAACUUGCAGACACUUGUUGUUUCCCGUAGUAAUGAAUCCCAACCAAGAGGACCUACUCUUCAUUUGCCUUCUACAAUUUGGGAGUCACCACAGUUACAACAUCUUAAACUUGACAAUUCAUAUGUGAUUGAUCCUCCAAGCAUGGUUAAAGAUAAUAUGCAAACAUUAUCUUGGGUGUGUCCAACUCAUUGUAGAACGGAAGUGUAUCGCAAGUUUCCAAACAUUAAAAGGUUGAAAAAUUUUGGAUUUUGCGGCAGCCCUAUUAUUUUGGAUGAUUUAAACUGUUUGGUGCGGCUUGAGAGGUUAACAAUUUCAGUUUCAUUUGGUUGCAUUGUAACCCUUCCAAAACCUUCUAUGUUUCCUUCACGACUAAAAAAGUUGUCUUUGAAUGGUACUUGCCUUUCUGAGAAGGAUUUAAUGAUAAUUGGCAUGUUGCCCCGAUUUGAGGUGUUGAAGUUGAAAAAUGCUUUUCAUGGGGAAGUAUGGGAAUUAGCAGAAGGCCGAAGAUUCAAUCAAUUAAGAUUCUUGCUUCUUGAAGAUAAAAAGCUCAAAAAAUGGAUGAUUAAUAAAUAUUCGUUCCAAUGUCUUGAACGCUUAGUUUUAAGAUUUUGUUGUUGUUUGGAAAAUAUCCCUAGCAUGAUGUAUCAUAUUAUCACCUUGAAGUCAAUUGAAUUAGAGGAGUGUGGUCCUUUUGUUGUUGUUAGGGCAUUGAAUAUUCAGGAAUUUCGACACUUUAUUUCAGACAUAAAUUUUGAGGUCAAAAUCAAGGGACCUGAAGCACAAAGCUUGGCUUGAUUGCAUAUAAUGUAUAGAUCAAAAUAUUGCUUAAGAUCAGAUUUCCCCUAAAUUAUUGUCAUCAAGCUAGCCAAGCUUCAAAUCCAGGCCAAGAACACAUACAAGAGCCAACCAUCAAGUUAUAGGUUUGCAUUAAAUUUAAUUUGGUUAUUAACAAUUAUUCUUAAUAUUAUUUAUUUUAAUUUUCUUUCCAAUUGCAUGCCUUUACUACUUUGCA
Molecule: messenger RNA, 2837 nt
Organism: Ipomoea nil (Japanese morning glory)
Lineage: Eukaryota; Viridiplantae; Streptophyta; Magnoliopsida; Solanales; Convolvulaceae
Product: putative late blight resistance protein homolog R1A-4
Exons: 2
Coding region: 50-2620 (856 amino acids)
Biological process (GO): defense response to other organism
Molecular function (GO): ADP binding
Source: RefSeq, a predicted model, not a curated record